Molecule: messenger RNA, 562 nt
Organism: Phytomonas sp. Hart1
Lineage: Eukaryota; Euglenozoa; Kinetoplastea; Trypanosomatida; Trypanosomatidae
Source: the annotation of a GenBank genome assembly
UCUUCUACCAAAUUUAUCAUAAUCACAUAGGUUCCAACAUAACACUACGCAUUUUAGAUUAAAAGUCGAUGAAGAGAUGAAUGAACCAUACGGUACAGAACCAAAAUUGAAUCCAGGUUCCCAAUACUCCAAGGACAAAAUUAUUUGUAUCGCGCUUUCAAUUAUACUACAUUUUUUAGUUACUACAGGAGUAACAUUUAUACUUAUUGUAAAACUUCAUCCAUAUCAACAUUAUAAAGAUGAUAUAUAUAAAAUGAAAUUAUCUGUAGAUGAAAUGAGUAAUACUAUUAAAGAUUUACCUAGUAUAUUACAACAAUGCGAAGAUUAUAUAAACUAUAUGCACGGUGAAAUAAUAACCUUGGAUACUUCAUUAAAUAAGGUCCGUAAUUAUACAACUUGGCUGCACACUAAUAUAAAAGUGUUAAACGAGGCUGUAAAAAAAUUGUAUUGGUUAGUACAGUACUACCACCCUGGAGAAAUGCAAAGAUAUGAUGAAUAUUUAAAAUUAUCAUGUCAAAAAUUCGAAUUUUCCGAGUAUAGUACUUUAAAUAAUUUAUAUUAA